This is a messenger RNA of Funneliformis geosporum, 1638 nucleotides long. Lineage: Eukaryota; Fungi; Glomeromycota; Glomeromycetes; Glomerales; Glomeraceae. The record is from the annotation of a GenBank genome assembly.
AUGUCUCGUUCAACGCCAGAAAUCAUAGAAAACAUUUACGAAUACAUUGGAACGGAUUAUGUUACCUUACGAAACAUGGUUCUCGUAAAUCGUAAUUGGUGUAAAGUGGGAAUCCCAUACUUAUGGAAAGCCCCAUUUAGUAUCGACAAAACGAAUUCCAUAAAACAAAUUCAAAUUAUUUCGACUUACCUUUCAUUCCUCAACAAUAAAGAAUAUAAAUUUUUCCCGGUACAAAAGAGAACAUGUUUAUUUAAUUAUCCUAUUUACCUAAGAGAGUUGGAAAUCGGUAACCUAUUUUACAUGAUUGUUAGGUGGAUUUAUCAAAGAAAAAUUAAAUUUGUCUAUUAUGAAAAUACUGGACGUUCGAAUUUUUUUAAUAAUAUGAUGGAAGAAUCCGAAGAUUAUUAUAACGAUGAGAAUAUCGAGUAUGAAUAUUAUUAUUAUACCUAUUACAAACCAACGGAAUCAGUUAUUGCAAGUUCCAUCUGUAAGCUCUUAAUUAAAUCCAAUGCGUACAUAGAAAAUUUGAGCGUAAUUAAUACCACUUAUAAUAAUCCUUUUUUAAUUGAUGAAUUAUUAAUCGAGUUACUUAAUUUUCCGGAAACGAAGAAUAGUCUGAAAAAUUUGAACACUUUAAUCUGCGGCUCGUUAGUCACGGGAAACGUCUUGACAUCUUUAACAGGCAUGUGUCACAACAUUACCAAGGUUGAAAGUAAGUCCACAAAGGAUUCAACUUUUAAAAAGUUAACCGCCUUAAUUCAAAAUCAAAUCUCUUUAAGGGAAUUCACCUUGGAGGAUAACAAAUCCGACACAACGGCAACCAUUAUAAGCCUGGAACGUCAUAUCAAUUCCUUACUAUGCAUUAAUUUAAAGGAUAUUAUAAUUUAUAGACAUGUAUCAAUUAAAUCCUUGGUGAAAUGCAUAAACUUGGAAAAAUUACAUCUCGAAAUUUAUUUUCAUAGUUUCAGGGGGGUUAACAAUAAGGAAAUCUUGAAACCAUUAUUGGACGCACAGUUUUUUCAUUUAAAAGAUUUUAAUUUAACCUUAUUAGGUGAAAAAACUCAUGAUGAUUUGGUACUUUAUGAUAUAUUAGAAGUUGUGCUAAGGAAUUGUGACGAAAAUUUGGAGAAAUUGACUCUUGGUAUUAAUUUUAAUAUUAAUUCGGAAAUUUUUCGUUUAGUUUCACAACUUUGUCCAAAUUUAACGAUCCUUAAAUUAUUGAUCCAAGAGGAUGAGGAUUUGUCUGAUUUAUUGAUCCUAUUGCCCAAUCUCACAAACUUGAAGACGCUAGUCAUGACGAAAAAACCUUGGAUUGAAAAUGUACUUAACAUUCAUAAUAAUCCGACCUUUAAACAAAUUAGUUUUGUCCUUCCUUCAACUGUAAAUAGUUUAAUAAUUGAUGGAAUAUUGACAUUUGAAUUCAUGCAAAACUUUAUACGAUUAUUUAGAGGUUUUAUUAAAGAAUUCGAGUAUAAUAUUUUCUGUUUUGCGGAUAAUUAUGAUGAAGAAAACGAGGCUCAUAGAAAUCUUUUGAGGAAUUAUGGUGAUAUGCUUAUUAAUAAUGAAAAGGCUAUCAAUAUUGAUAUUUCCUCUAAUUAUUAUAGACAUAAAAUGGUUUUCAGGGCCUAUUACUUAUAA